Messenger RNA from Phycodurus eques (leafy seadragon), 1769 nucleotides. RefSeq names its product forkhead box C1a (gene foxc1a). The record is from RefSeq and is a predicted model, not a curated record. NCBI's taxonomy places the organism in Eukaryota, Metazoa, Chordata, Actinopteri, Syngnathiformes, Syngnathidae. Bases 46 to 1527 code for a protein of 493 amino acids. The transcript is spliced from 2 exons. Gene Ontology annotation, biological process: anatomical structure morphogenesis; cell differentiation; regulation of transcription by RNA polymerase II. Gene Ontology annotation, molecular function: RNA polymerase II cis-regulatory region sequence-specific DNA binding; DNA-binding transcription factor activity, RNA polymerase II-specific.
GGUCAGGAACCGACCUUUUUUUUCUCAGGGGGACAAGCCGAAGCCAUGCAGGCGCGCUACUCCGUCUCCAGCCCGAACUCCCUCGGCGUCGUGCCGUACAUCGGCGGCGACCCGGGCUACUACCGAGCCGCGGCCGGCGGGGGAUACGCGGGCAUGCCCGCGCCCAUGAACAUGUACGGCCACGCCGCGCACGAGCAGUACCCGGCCGGGAUGGCGCGCGCCUACGGACCGUACGCCCCUCAGCCGCAGCCCAAGGAUAUGGUCAAGCCGCCGUACAGCUACAUCGCGCUCAUCACCAUGGCCAUCCAGAACUCGCCCGACAAGAAGGUGACCCUCAACGGGAUUUACCAGUUCAUCAUGGAGCGCUUCCCUUUCUACCGGGACAACAAGCAAGGCUGGCAGAACAGCAUCCGCCACAACUUGUCUCUCAACGAGUGCUUCGUCAAAGUGCCGCGCGACGACAAGAAACCCGGCAAGGGCAGCUACUGGACCCUGGACCCGGACUCGUACAACAUGUUCGAGAACGGCAGCUUCCUGCGCAGGCGGCGGCGCUUCAAGAAGAAGGACGUGCUGAAGGAGAAAGAGGACCGGCUGCAGAAGGACGCGCCGGCCCGCCAGCAGCAGCAGCAGCAGCCGCAGCCGCAGCAGGAGCAGGCCGGCUCGCAACCCGUCCGCAUCCAGGAUAUUAAGACGGAGAACGGCACCGUGACGCCCCCGCAGGCCGACUCGCCGUCCUUGAGCGCCGUGCCCAAGAUCGAGAGCCCGGACAGCAGCAGCAUGUCCAGCGGGAGCCCGCACGGCAGCAUCCCGUCCAACCGCUCCAUGGUGGCCAUGGAGGCCCCGGAGCAGCACCACCGCCAGCAGCAGCAGCAGCAGCAGCAGCAGCAGCAGCAGCAGCAGCACCACCACGGCCAGGCCUCGGCGCAGGGCUUCAGCGUAGACAAUAUCAUGACCUCCCUGCGGGGGUCCCCGCAAGGGGCUCCCGAGCCGCCCCCCGCAAGGACAGGCAUCGCCCCGUCGUUGACGCUCAGCUACUCGCCGAGUCAGACGUCCGCGUACAGCUCCGCCUGCAACCAGAACUCCAUCUCCGCUACCUCCAACGCCACCUACCAUUGCAACAUGCAGGCCAUGAGCUUGUACGCCGGCGAGCGGGCGGGCCACCUGGCCGCCCCCGGCGCCGCCGUGCAGGACGAGACCCUGCCCGACUACGCGGUCACCGCCGCCGCGUCCUCCCUGCAGGGCCACGGCGGCCUCAACUCGGGCCAGGAGGGCCACGCGCACGCCCACCAGGGCAGGCUGACCUCGUGGUACCUCAACCAGGCCGGGGACCUGGGCCACCUGGGCGCGGCCUACCCGGCGGCGCAGCAGCAGAACUUCCACGCGGUGCGAGAGAUGUUCGAGUCCCAGAGAAUCGGCUUGAACAACUCGCCGGUCAACGGGAAUAACAGCUGCCAGAUGUCCUUCCCGCCGGGCCAGUCCAUCUAUCGCACUUCGGGAGCUUUUGUCUAUGACUGCAGCAAGUUCUGAUUCGAACAACAACAACAACAACCUGAUCGUGAAGUCCCGAAGUCCCAUUCAGCGCCCCCCCCCACCCCCCCCAAAUCAAUCCUUCACCAUCCUCACCAAAAUGGACAGAACGCAAAUAAACAAACAAACAAACAAAAAACACCAUCUUUCUAAACAGUGUUACCGCAAAUAACACAUCGCCGCUGGUAUCUGCGUUCCGUCUCCAGGCUCUCGGCUCAUGUAAACAUCCCCAGUGCAAGGGC